Molecule: messenger RNA, 1711 nt
Organism: Toxoplasma gondii ME49
Lineage: Eukaryota; Apicomplexa; Conoidasida; Eucoccidiorida; Sarcocystidae
Exons: 7
Coding region: 352-1056 (234 amino acids)
Molecular function (GO): tubulin binding; ubiquitin protein ligase binding; S100 protein binding
Source: RefSeq, a predicted model, not a curated record
CCCGAGAACACGACACACUGGAGAGAGCGGGAAAACCGCCUGAGUGACUUGUGUAGAAACCGCGGUUAAAGUAUACUCUUUCCGUCUGAGCCUAGAUACUCCGUCGAUCCCUAAGAAAAACACGAGUACGGACAAGCGGUCCACCACUCUUGAGAGAAACGCAUUCCACAGUUGCUCUUCGGCUCCUGAAAACCAGACGUUAAUUCCUUCCCGGAAGUUCUUGUUUUUGUCGGCCUCGCACUCUCAGAUCUCUGCUUCGCGACGAAGUCUCAGUCCUCAAAGCCAUCUGCUGCUGACCAGGGUUGUCUUCCGUUCUCAUUUGCGUUUCCCCUUUUCUCACGCGCAGCGAAAAUGCCCGAACUCUCGACCGCAGACGCCGGCGUGGCUGUGAAAGAAAACGAGAGAAACGCACGCGAGGAAGUGUCUGCAGCAACCGAAAUGGACGGAAAAGUCGAAGAGGAGGGAGACCUUAAGAGGACCGCGAGCGCUCUACGACAGAGUAUUGCACGCUACGGAAGCAACAGUUACUACUAUGCUCACGCCCCUUUGCCUGGAGCUCAGCAGCAAGGAGAUGUCAAAGUGAUCUCAGGACCUGGCGUCGUCACAGGCGGACCCCCGGUGUUGCUCGAGAGAAGACACGCAGAGGAAGGCGCAGAGAAAAGAGCAACCAAGUUCGCGUCUCCGGACGAGGCAGCGUAUGCAGCGGCUUCCGGUAGUGUGCCCGCCUCCUACAAGGCUGUUCAGAGCUACAUGUGGACGGACGAAGGCGCAACUGUCAGGGUGUACGUGUCUCUGGAGAAGCUCGUGGAGCCUCCUAAAUCGGGGGACGCAGACCUUUGCUUCGAACAGGAGCAACUCGGCACUUUCUUCGACGACGAACGAGCAGCCCUCGCGAUACACACAAAUGCCGGAAACUACGUAUUGGUUCUGAAUCGCCUUUAUCACCCAGUCGACAUCUCCAAGUGCCGUGCCAGUGUGAAGCGCGACCGCAUUACCCUUGUGCUUGCUAAACAGGACACCGACCUCACCUGGUUCAGUCUGACAAAAGCGCGCUAAAGUGGGUGCAUGGGAGAUAGGGUCUCUUUUUUUCGGAGGCGCAAGGAGGAUAUGGCAACUUCUUUGUAUCAGUCAACACUGGGGGUGGGCAGUCGCUUUACCAAGACCGAACGCGACCUUCUGUGCCGCAGUAGCAUUAGUGAAGUGUUUUGGUCUGAUCCUAGGUUCGCUUGAAGAAAUCAGAGAUCGGAGAUUCUUUUCUUUUCGCCAAACUCUGCGGGGCUGCCCUGCGGGACCAGAAAAGCUGGGAUCCAGGAAUGUUCGCUUUUUACUCUCCUCGCGUUCGCUGCCUCUCGUCACUCGGGGCGGACCCUCGCGCAUCCCCUCAUUUACCUUGUGUCUCCGUGAGAAGAGAAAGGAGGGCAAUCUUUCCUGUGUUUCCGCGCGUGUGGACUCUCGGUGAGGGGAGGGCGUGAAACAGGACGAGAGGAGAGAUACCGUUUUCUUUCUUCUUUUUUCCGAUUGAGGCGUGCGGCGAGAUGACACAGUGGUUGCACUCUGUGGCAGGGAAGCCAGGAGUUGUGAGGUGGUCUCUUGCUUGUUUUCUGGGGAUUUCUGUGCAUUUCUUUUUUCCGCCUUUCUCGCUCUGCCUGUCAGUCCAGUCGCGUUUCUGCAGUCGGUUUUCACUGGAGUUUCCGACGUAGAAAUCCAGAAG